GACGACUUAGCUCAAGAAGCUGUUUCGGCCUUGGCGGGCGUUUACGGCACGGCGUAUACUUUUGGAAGCACCAUCGACACUAUAUACCAGGCCGACGGGACGACCAUCGAUUGGAGCUACGAAAACGGGGUCAAAUAUUCCUACACCUUUGAGCUGAGGGACACGGGUCGAUACGGCUUCAUCCUGCCCGCCAAUCAAAUCAUUCCAACCGCAGAAGAAACCUGGGUGGCGCUCCUGAAGAUCAUGGAACACGUCCGGGACCAUUCCCCUUAACCAAAUGCCACUGUGGGGAGGGUAACUAACAUGGUGUUGCCAACCUCCUGGAGAUGGCUGGAGAUCUCCCAGCAUUACAACGGGUCUCCAGGUUACAAAUAUCAAUCCCCCUGGAGAAAACAGCCACUUUGAAAGAUUCAGUCUCUAACAUUAAA
Messenger RNA from Sphaerodactylus townsendi, 428 nucleotides. Its product is annotated as carboxypeptidase A1-like. Lineage: Eukaryota; Metazoa; Chordata; Lepidosauria; Squamata; Sphaerodactylidae. Gene Ontology annotation, molecular function: zinc ion binding; metallocarboxypeptidase activity. Gene Ontology annotation, biological process: proteolysis. The record is from RefSeq and is a predicted model, not a curated record. The transcript is spliced from 2 exons. The annotation marks the transcript as partial.